Molecule: messenger RNA, 1059 nt
Organism: Soboliphyme baturini
Lineage: Eukaryota; Metazoa; Nematoda; Enoplea; Dioctophymatida; Soboliphymatidae
Source: the annotation of a GenBank genome assembly
AUGGCACUGAUCUCCGUUCUUCAGGUAGCGGCUAAUAUAUUUCGUACGUUACCUCCUAGCGACAACCCGGAAUUCGACCCUGAGGAGGAUGAGCCAACACUGGAAGCUGCUUGGCCUCAUCUGCAGUUGGUGUACGAAUUUUUCUUGCGGUUCCUCGAGUCAUCAGAUUUCGUGCCGACCAGCGGAAAGCGGUACAUCGACCAGCGGUUUGUACUUAAGCUCUUAGAGCUGUUUGACUCUGAAGAUCCUCGCGAACGAGAAUGCUUGAAAACCGUGCUGCAUCGUAUAUACGGGAAAAUUCUUGGUCUCAGGGCUUUCAUUAGACGUCAGAUCAAUAAUAUAUUUUUGAAGUUCAUCUACGAAACCGAAAAUUUCAAUGGUGUGGGCGAACUGUUGGAAAUCUUAGGCAGCAUUAUCAACGGCUUCGCUUUACCCCUGAAGAACGAACAUAAAGUGUUUCUCGUGAAAGUUCUUCUUCCGUUACACAAGCCUAAAUGUCUCAGUCUCUACCAUGCUCAGUUAGCUUAUUGUGUCGUUCAAUUUAUCGAGAAAGACCCUACGUUGACUGAGCAGGUGUUUCAAGCGUUAAUAAAGUUCUGGCCGAAAACCUGCAGUCAGAAAGAAGUGAUGUUCCUCGGUGAAGUUGAGGAAAUAUUGGACAUCAUCGAACCGGAUCAGUUCAAGAAGAUCAUGGAAAUGCUUUUCAAGCAACUUGCUAAGUGCAUUUCGAGUCCGCAUUUUCAGGCAAGUCAAGUUUUGUGUAUUUUUGGACGUAGUUUUUAUGUGGGAGUGGAUCGACGUUGUAGAUUUUCUUCUAAAGGUCGUGUUGCGGAACGUGCUCUGUACUUCUGGAACAACGAAUACGUCAUGUCGCUAAUCGAGGACAACUGCCAAGUGAUUAUGCCGAUUCUCUUCCCACGGUUGUACGAGAUUUCGAAGGAACACUGGAACCAGGCCAUUGUCACCCUGGUUUAUAACGUACUUAAGAGCUUCAUGGAAAUGAACGGCGCUUUGUUCGACGGGUUGACUGCUAAUUUCAAAGCUGAGCGACAGAAGUAA